AUGAUAUCAAUUUCAUCAUUUUCAUCAUCAACAUCAUCUGAAUUUUCGGAUUUCUUUCAAGCAAAACCUGGUUGCCAAACAAAAUGUGGGAAUGUUACCAUUCCAUACCCAUUUGGUAUAGGUGAUGGCUGCUCCAUGAGUAGUGAUAAAAAUGAGUUCGGUAAUACUGGUGGUUUUGUUUACAACAUUAUCUGUAAUGCAUCAUUUGAUCCUCCUAAACCCUUCAUUAAUGCAAGCGGCGACAAAUUAGAAGUCUUAAGCAUAUCUGAUACAGAGUUGCGCAUUAGAAACUCUUUCACAGAGCUCUACUUGAAUAAUACUCCAUUUACUGUGUCUCAUACCAAAAACAAUUUAUUUGGGGUUGGAUGCGGGCUUAGGGAGGUGUCAAUUUAUAAACUUGGGGGAGAUAUCAAUGGUGAUUUAACACUAGCAUCGAAAAGACAGUGUGAAUCAAGCUGUGCGACUAAGGAACAAAGGAUAAACACAUCUUGCAACAGCACUGGAGGGUACAUUUGUUGCGAAACAGCAAUUCCAAAGGGUUUGAAGAGAUUUUUUGGAGCGGCACCGUUGUUUAGUGAAAUAUUCUUCACAUGGAGUGAUGAUAAUAUGUGCACCUUUGCCUUAUUGGCUGAGCUAGAUCAGUACUCGUUCAACCCAUUGGAUCUUACAAUGGAUGGUUUAAUUAGCACAUAUAAAAGUAGAGUCAUUCCUGUGGUGCUUGAUUGGGCUGUAGGGUCUAAUACUACUUGUGAUGAAGCACGACAAAACCAUAAAGCUUACGCAUGCCAGGAAAAUAGUGAUUGUUUAGAGACAAUACAAUUCCGGGGAAAACAAGGAGCAUUGAGUAAUCUAGGAUAUCGAUGCACUUGCAAGACAGGAUUCGAAGGAAACCCUUAUCUUGCACCUGGAUGCGAAGAUGUGAAUGAGUGUGAAGAUAAGAUCAACAGUCCCUGCGUAGGAAAUUGUACCAACACAUUUGGAAGCUACAAAUGUUCUUGUCCAGUAGGCAUGAGUGGUGAUGGGAAGAAGGACGGACUUGGUUGCAGUACUACUGUUGGCCAAGCAGGAUUUCCAUUGAUGAGGGUUGUUAUCGGUAUCGGAUCUGGUUUGUUAAUUUUCAUUCUCUGCGCCUUCCUUUUAAACUCAAGCAUCCGGAAACGUAAGCUACUCAAGCUUAGAGAGAAAUUCUUUAAACAAAAUGGUGGAUUGUCACUAACACAACAUUUAUCUUCCAACGAAAACGGCACAGAGUCAACAAGAAUCUUCACAUCUGAAGAAUUAGAAUUGGCAACUAAAAAAUUUAAUGACAGUGAAGUUCUCGGGGAAGGAGGGUACGGAAUAGUUUACAAGGGAACUUUAUCCGACAAUCGUGUAGUCGCCAUAAAAAAGUCCAAGGUAUUUGACCAAAGUCAAGUCGAGCAGUUCAUAAACGAGGUUCUUAUUUUAACACAGGUUAACCACAGAAAUGUGGUGAAGCUGUUGGGUUGUUGCUUAGAGACUGAAGUUCCUUUGCUCGUGUACGAAUACGUAUCUAAUGGUACACUUUUCGAGCAUAUCCAUCACAAGCACGGUUCUACUGAGUUACCUUCUAUGACCUGGGAAAGUCGUCUGAGAAUUGCAACUGAAACUGCAAGUGCAAUUGCAUAUUUACAUUCGGCGGCAUCUCCACCCAUCAUUCACAGAGAUAUAAAGUCUACCAACAUAUUACUAGAUGAAAAUUUCACAGCUAAAGUUUCAGACUUCGGAGCAUCAAGGUUAAUUCCCUUAGAUCAAACUCGUGUAAAUACACUAUUUCAUGGGACUUUAGGAUAUUUGGAUCCGGAAUACUUCAUCACAAGCCAACUGACACAUAAAAGUGAUGUGUAUAGCUUUGGUGUAGUUCUUGCUGAACUCUUAACGGGUGAACUGCCAAUUUGCUUUGAGAAGCCAGAAGAACAAAGAAGUCUUGCAACACAUUUUUCUUCGUUAAAGGAAGGAGAUAAUGUGUUCCAACUUAUUGACGCUAAAGUUACAAGUGACGGGAAAGCCGAGGAUCUCUUCGCAGUAGCGAAGAUCACAUGGAAGUGUCUUAAACUAAAGGGUGAAGACAGACCUGUUAUGAAACAGAUAGCAGCAGAUCUAGAAGUUUUGCAAAGGAUAGACACAUUCGGGUCAAAUUAUCAACCAAGCCACCAGAGUGGAACGUCACACUUACCAUCGGAGCCAAGUGAUCUCUAUAGUGUCCCAAUGAGUUCUUUCGGUGACUCAAGCCAGUACAGUGCUGUAACAAGUACGACUCUCCCUGUAACAAGUAUGAUUCUCUCUAUGAAUAUCCCAAGGUGA
Messenger RNA from Papaver somniferum (opium poppy), 2322 nucleotides. Its product is annotated as wall-associated receptor kinase 5-like. Gene Ontology annotation, molecular function: polysaccharide binding; protein serine/threonine kinase activity; ATP binding. Bases 1 to 2322 code for a protein of 773 amino acids. Gene Ontology annotation, cellular component: plasma membrane. The record is from RefSeq and is a predicted model, not a curated record. Lineage: Eukaryota; Viridiplantae; Streptophyta; Magnoliopsida; Ranunculales; Papaveraceae. The transcript has 4 exons. Gene Ontology annotation, biological process: cell surface receptor signaling pathway; protein phosphorylation.